AUGUAUUUAUUGAAUGCUUACUAUGUACAUUCUUCUGAUCUCACGUAUGUUGCCCCAGUCACUGUCAUCCACUUUAUUCUGAAAUUUUCAAAAUUCAGUUUCCCACCUCAGCCCCAGGGGUCAAAACUAUGGAUGAUAAUGGAAUACCUAGAUGGAGGUUCAGCCUUGGAUCUUGUGAUCACCAAUGUCUUGCUUUCAAAACAAGGUGAUGUUAAACUGGCUGACUUAGGAGUUGCUGGCCAGCUGACAGAUACACAAACUAAAAGAAACACCUUUGUAGGAGCUCCGUUUUGGAUGGCUCCUGAAGUUAUUAAAUAGUUAGCUUAUGACUCUAAAGCUGACAUUUGGUAUUUGUGAAUUACUGCUAUUGAAAUCGCCAAAGGAGAGCCUCCAAAUUUUGACAAGCAUCCAAUGAGAGUUCUGUUUCUUAUUCCAAAAAAACCCCCAACUCCUGUUGGGGAUUUUACUAAGUCUUUCAAGGGUUUUUUUGAUAUUUGCCUGAAUAAUGAUCCAUCAUUUUGUCCUAUAGCUAAAGAACUUUUGAAAUACAAGUUCAUUGUAAAACAAAAUUCAAAAGAGACUUCUUAUCUGACUGAACUGAUCGAUUGAUUUAAGAGAUGGAAGGCAAAAGAACACAGUGAUGAUGAAUCUGAUUCUGAAGGCUCUGAUUCGGAAUCCACCAGCAGGGAUGGUAAUACUCACCUUGAAUGGAGUUUCACCACUGUGUGAAGGAAGCCUGAUCCAAAGAAACUAAAGAAUGGGGAAGAGUAAGAUCUUGUGCAAACCUUGAGCUGUUUGUCUAUGAUAAUCACACCUGCAUUUGCUGAAUUAAGUGAUAAGAAUAAUGCAAGCCGAAACCAGACAAUUGAAGAAGAACCCGAGAAAAGUAUUGCUGUAGUUGAAGCUGCCUCUCCUGGCAUCACAGAUAAAAUGGUGAAGAAAUUAAUUGAAAAUUUUCAAAAGUGUUCUGCAGAUGAAUCCUCCUAA
Molecule: messenger RNA, 987 nt
Organism: Psammomys obesus (fat sand rat)
Lineage: Eukaryota; Metazoa; Chordata; Mammalia; Rodentia; Muridae
Gene: Stk26
Product: serine/threonine kinase 26
Biological process (GO): protein phosphorylation
Molecular function (GO): ATP binding; protein kinase activity
Source: RefSeq, a predicted model, not a curated record